AUGACGAACGAUACUUGUGUGGAUAAGCUUCCUGCAGCUAUCCUAGACUUGGUCAAGCGCACGGAAAAGCUCCUCGCUCGCCAAGCCUCUAACCCCAGUCAACGCAUGCUCGUUGCGCUUGCGGGUGUGCCAGGAGCGGGCAAGUCAACAGUAUCCGAUGCGCUCUUAAUCGAGUUAGCGGCGCGAGGCAUCAAAGAUGUUGCCAUAGUGCCAAUGGACGGGUUCCACUAUACUCGCGAGGUUUUGUCGACUUUUGCAGAUGCAGAUGUAGCAUUCAAGAGACGCGGUGCUCCCUUCACUUUUGAUGCAGAAGGAUGCGUCAAGCUCGUGAAGUCGCUCAAGACUGCACCCGUCACUACAGAUGGCGAAGAAGACUUGUGCAUAAGUGCACCAACCUUUGAUCAUGCAGCCAAAGAUCCAGUCGAGAAUGGAAUCAGCAUAUCUUCCCGCACACGCCUCGUCAUCGUCGAGGGCAACUACACACUGUUGAAACAGAAGCCAUGGGAUGAAAUUGCAGAGAUCUGCGACGAGAGGUGGUUUGUAGAUGCACCUGUGGAAGUCGUUCGUGAUCGCUUAGCCCAGCGUCACCUCGCUGCUGGAAUUGAAUCUUCAAAAGCGGCAGCCAUUGCCAGAGCUGAAGAGAAUGACAUCCCCAACGGCGAGUUGAUACGGUCAUUGCUCAUCGAACCAGACGUGAUCAUUAAGAAUUGA
Messenger RNA from Bipolaris zeicola 26-R-13, 711 nucleotides. RefSeq lists its product as uncharacterized. Bases 1 to 711 code for a protein of 236 amino acids. The transcript is spliced from 3 exons. Gene Ontology annotation, cellular component: cytoplasm. The record is from RefSeq and is a predicted model, not a curated record. Lineage: Eukaryota; Fungi; Ascomycota; Dothideomycetes; Pleosporales; Pleosporaceae.